Messenger RNA from Nannizzia gypsea CBS 118893, 3057 nucleotides. RefSeq names its product pumilio domain-containing protein. The transcript has 9 exons. The coding region runs from base 1 to 3057 and encodes 1018 amino acids. Lineage: Eukaryota; Fungi; Ascomycota; Eurotiomycetes; Onygenales; Arthrodermataceae. The record is from RefSeq and is a predicted model, not a curated record. Gene Ontology annotation, molecular function: mRNA binding. Gene Ontology annotation, biological process: post-transcriptional regulation of gene expression. Gene Ontology annotation, cellular component: cytoplasm.
AUGCCUGGGAAUAUGACCUUUAGAAACAGCUUCAGCGGGAAACUUGACGACUUCGUUGGCCCAUCUCCUCAGUCUCCUCCUUCAGAUUCGCCCUUCUCCGCGUUCCCGUCGCCUCAGGGAAGCCAGAAAGGCUUCGUGCACGGCAUCAACACGCAGGCGUCAACCAGCGAGGUCCGUUCGACCAUGCAGCGUCGUUUCACCACCGAGUCGGCAGUGCUGCCGCAGUGGAAUGGCUUCAAUCAGCAGCCAUUAAAGCAGGCCGAGCAGCUGGAUAUAUUGUCGUCGGCCACCCACCUCCACAAAUCUCAGCUUUUUGAGAAGAAACGCCAACACAUUGAGUAUAUGCGUGAACAGAAGCGUCGAUUUGAAGCAGAUUUAAAAAUUCUUGACCUUCAGCAGGAGAAGGAACGACAGGAAAUGGACCAGAUUGCCAGAGACCUUGCCCAGGUUGGUCUCAGUGGCCCUGUUAGCGAGCCAACCACUCCUCCAGAAUACUAUCGAGACAGCGGCUUCCCUACUGCUCUUUCUCGUCCAGCUCGAUUCUCUAUUUCAAACGGACAGCCGUUGUCACCAUUUGGAAGUGUUUUCUCUCCCACUUCCCAAGUGACAUCUCCCACUACCAACCAGUCUUCUAACCAGGACUUUUCCAACCGACCUGGUAUGGGAAUGGGACUACGUCGAAACUCAGAGCAGACCUAUGGAGCUGCUUUUACAGGCUUUAGAGCUGGCCAUGCCUCUCUCUUCUCUUCUAAGAAUCCUUUGGAAUCCGAAGAGGAUAAAUCCAAAAAUGAAGAUCGUGUUUCUACUCCAGAUGUAAAGAGCUAUCUUCGCAUGACGGAUCCAGAUGACAAGUUCCCUACCCUAGUUCGUAGGGACGAUAACCCAUCAGUUCUCUCAGCCAAUUCUGCAGCUGUUGACUUUGCAAACUCCCGUACUCCUGUACCUGAGAACUAUAAUGCCAAUGCUCGCCAUCACGCAGUUCACCAUAGCAUGCCACAAAACACUUUAUCCUGGUGGUCUGAUAACUCAACUGAGAACCCCCAACAAACUAAUGGAAACGGCACUGGAAAUAUCCAUUCCCUACGUCAUGUGAACCGUCUUUCCUUAGAGAGCAACCUUUCCGGCCUUGGUGCCCUUGGUUCUACUGCCCAUCAGCCAAAUCAUACAUCUGGACAUCAUAGACCAACUUCCUUGCAGUUGUCUUACUCAACCAAUGAUCUCCCCGCCGCUCACAAUGGGUUCCAAGGCGAUUCUACUGCCAGAACUCAAGCUGAAGUCACGCACAACGGCUACCAAACUCAUAGCCGGAUGCAUUCUCGUGGUGGCUCUGCAAACACCACCCCACCAACUCCCCAAUCUACCACUGACCGUGAGGAGCCUGGCCCCAGCAUCCCAACUUUCCAGUCUUCCUAUCAGCCCAAUGCCAUGUCCCAUGCUCUCAUCUUGACGUCUCCAACUACUGUUGCUCCAUCAGCGGUAAACGGGUCCGCUACCCCUACACCAAGCACCUAUGCAACACCAGUCUAUGGGUACGGCAUGCAAGCAUAUGCGCCCGCACCCUUGCAACUCAAUGGUAACUAUACCGCUGCCCAGAGUCACCCAAUGUUCGGAGCAUUUGGCAUUCCACCGGCACAGCCACCGCAGCCGAACAACUACGGUAGAUUCGCAGAAAGCCCUCGAAAUGCUACCCAAAGCCGCCGUAAUGGAGAUACUGAGAACCCAUUGAACCGCUUUGGCAAUGUACCCCUUGAGAAUUAUUCUGGCGAAAUAUAUGGAAUGUGCAAAGACCAACAUGGAUGUCGUUACCUUCAGAGAAAGCUCGAGGAGGGUGUGCCCGAGCAUGUUCAGAUCAUCUUUCGUGAAACUCAAAUGCAUGUUGUUGAGCUUAUGACCGAUCCAUUUGGAAACUACCUAUGUCAAAAGCUGCUUGAGUUCACCAAUGACGAGCAGCGUACUGGACUUAUCAACAUUGCUGCCCCUCAUCUAGUCCAGAUCGCUUUGAACCAGCAUGGAACUCGAGCUCUCCAAAAGAUGAUUGAGUUUAUUUCUACCCCUGAACAGAUCCAAACUGUCAUCCAUGCCCUUAGUGGUCAAGUAGUCGAGCUUGUUCAAGACCUUAACGGCAACCAUGUGAUCCAAAAGUGCUUGAACCGACUGUCAGCCCCAGAUGCUCAGUUUAUCUAUGAUGCAGUUGGCAAAGAAUGUGUUGCUGUCGGAACUCACCGCCACGGCUGUUGUGUUCUUCAGAGAUGCAUCGAUCAUGCCUCUGGCGAUCAGCGCGCCAAAUUAAUUGAGCAGAUUACCAAGAGCUCUUACUCGCUUGUUCAGGAUCCCUUCGGCAACUAUGUUAUCCAGUACAUCUGUAGGUUGACCUCCAGUACCUGGAUCUUGGAGAGCCUCUUUUUACCGGGCCACUUUGCGCAACUUUCCAGGGAAGCAUCCCCUGCUCUCUCCAAACAGAAGUUCAGCUCCAACGUCAUUGAGAAGUGCAUUCGUACCUCCGACUUCAAUAUGCGCAGAGCUUUUAUUAAAGAGAUGUUGUCUCCUCAUGAACUUCCGAACAUGCUUCGUGACUCCUUUGCAAACUACGUUAUCCAGACCGCUAUGGAUUUCGCCGAUCCAGAGUCUCGCAACACUCUGAUUGAAGCCGUACGCCCUUUGCUGCCCGGCAUUCGCUCGCAGCCACAUGGACGUCGCAUUGCAGGAAAGAUCAUGACUCUUGACUCCCACGCUCGAAACAAUGGUACAAAUGGAACGAAUCCUGGAGCUCCUUUGGCUCUUGAUGAAGUACGAGGUGGCUUCUCGCAGCCCUACACUCUCCCUAACAACCAGUACAACUCGCAGUUUAACUCCUCCGAGGCUACUACUAACGCUCCAUCCGCGGCCGUCUCCGAAUCUGAAUUUGUCGAGGCUCGCUCUACUCACAGCGAGAGUGGAACCACUACCAUCUUCAGCCCCGUUCCCCAGCACACCAAUAACGCCAUCAACGGUAUCAACAACAUGAACGGCAUUAAUGGCGUUAACGGCUCGAACCCUCACGGCUUCAACAUGUUCUAA